Messenger RNA from Angiostrongylus costaricensis, 918 nucleotides. The record is from the annotation of a GenBank genome assembly. NCBI's taxonomy places the organism in Eukaryota, Metazoa, Nematoda, Chromadorea, Rhabditida, Metastrongylidae.
AUGAGCGCCAAAUUUGUCGUCACUGUUGCAUCUGUUGCAUCGGCACUGGUAAUCUUCACCAGUUUACUCUGCGUCGGCAUUAUUUUCCAAGACAUCAACGACUUCUACAAUGAUGUCAUGGAAGAUAUGCAAGAAUUCAAGAUGCUUUCCAAUCAAGUGUGGAAAGAAAUGGUCAUUCCAACUUCGUCAUCUGCAGUUGCGGAAAUCGGAAGAAUGUUCGAACGUAGUAAGCGUGCCUCUGGGCAAUGUGGCUGUGCCGCACAGCCUAAUAACUGCCCAUCUGGUCCACCUGGACUCCCUGGUGAACCUGGCGUACCUGGCGAAGACGCACCAAACGGUGAAAACGGACGCCCUGGUAUUCCCGGAAUAUCAAUUUUAAAUCCAAAACAGUCCAUCGGUUGCAUAAAAUGUCCACCUGGAUCACCUGGACGUACCGGACCUAAUGGACCUCAGGGGGCCCCUGGACCAAAUGGACGCCCUGGAGCGCCUGGUGUACCUGGAGGUAAUGGACAGCUUGGACCAACGGGACCAAUAGGAGAUUCAGGAACUCCUGGACUACCUGGACCUACUGGUUUGCCUGGAGCACCCGGGAAGAAUGGAAAACGCGGAAGAGGUUCACCUGGACCUCAAGGACCUGGAGGACCUCAGGGACCAGCUGGAGAGCCGGGAGUUAAUGGACAGCCUGGACUACCCGGACAGAUUGGUGCGCAAGGACCUGUUGGUGCAGCAGGAAAUGAUGGUCCAGUGGGUGCUCCUGGACAGCCUGGGAAUCCUGGAGCACUUGGUUUACCUGGAACAGAUGCCGCAUACUGCCCAUGUCCCGCUCGUACUGCUAAUGUUGGCAACGAACCACAAGGUCAAGGAAAUCAGGGCUAUCAGGUUCAUCAAGGAUACAGACGUCGCUACUCAAAGGUAUAA